Spirometra erinaceieuropaei is the source of this 639-nucleotide messenger RNA. NCBI's taxonomy places the organism in Eukaryota, Metazoa, Platyhelminthes, Cestoda, Diphyllobothriidea, Diphyllobothriidae. The record is from the annotation of a GenBank genome assembly.
AUGUUCUCUGCCAUGCUGAUGGACGCCCACCGUGAUGAACGCCCCGGGAUCCGCAUCGCCUACAGGAUGGACGGUUACCUUCCGAAUCAACGGCGGAUGCACUUCCAAUCACGCGUAUCCACAACCACCGUUCAUCAACUUCUCUUCGCCGACGACUGCGUCCUGAAGACCACCUCGGAAGAGGAGAUGCAACGGAGCAUGGACCUGCUCUCCGCUGCCUGCGAGAACUUCGGUCUGGUCAUCAACACGCAGAAGACGGUGGUCAUGCAUCAAACGCCAUCCACCACAGCCACACCCCCCAACGCGACGCCGCAAAUCAGCGUGAACGGAACCAAACUGCAAGUGGUGGAGAACUUCCCGUACCUGGGCAGCACCCCAUUUCGUAACACCAAAAUCGAUGACGAAGUCGCCCGCAGGAUUUCGAAAGCUAGUCAAACUAUCGGCCGCCUCCAAAGCACAGUUUGGAAUCGUCACGGUCUGAAACUGAGCACGAAGCUGAAGAUGUACAAGGCCGUCAUCCUGCCGACGUUGCUGUACGGAGCGGAGACUUGGACAGUGUACACAAAGCAGGCCCGUCGACUGAACCACUUUCACCUCAGUUGUCUCCAUCGCAUCCUGAGGCUGAACUGGCAGGAUUGA